CCCGGACACUCGCUCUCGCGGUGACGAAAGCGGCGCGCGCUGUAUGCCGGGAUAGCCUCCAGGCUGGUCCUCCUGCUUCCCAGCCUGCCCCGGGCCCGCUUGAAUGGGGUAUAUCCAAGAUGGCGGCGAACGCGAAUUCUUGUGGCGGUCUUUCGCUAUUCGACUGCCCGAGCUGGGCAGGAAAACCUCCCCCUGGCUUGCAUCUGGAUGUAGUCAAAGGAGACAAACUAAUUGAGAAACUGAUCAUUGAUGAGAAGAAAUAUUAUCUAUUUGGGAGAAACCCUGAUCUGUGCGAUUUUACCAUUGAUCACCAGUCCUGCUCUCGGGUCCAUGCUGCCUUGGUGUAUCACAAACAUCUUAAGAGGGUUUUCCUCAUAGACCUUAACAGCACACAUGGAACGUUCUUGGGUCAUAUUCGUUUGGAACCUCACAAACCCCAACAGAUUCCCAUCGACUCCACGGUUUCAUUUGGUGCCUCUACACGGGCAUACACUCUGCGAGAGAAGCCACAGACACUGCCGUCCGCAGUUAAAGGAGAUGAGAAAAUGGGUGGUGAUGAUGAGGAGCUCAAGGGCUUGCUGGGCCUGCCAGAGGAGGAGACCGAGCUUGAUAACCUGACAGAGUUUAACACAGCCCACAACAAGAGAAUCUCCACGCUCACCAUAGAGGAAGGGAACUUGGAUAUUCAGAGACCAAAGAGAAAACGGAAGAACUCCAGAGUGACGUUCAGUGACGAUGACGAGAUCAUUAAUCCAGAGGACGUGGACCCUUCAGUUGGGCGUUUCAGAAACAUGGUACAGACAGCAGUGGUUCCAGUUAAGAAGAAACGGAUGGAAAACCCAGGCUCGCUGAGCAUGGACGAGUCUGUAACACGGCGCAUGCAGAACUUCCCCUACGGUGGAGGAUUGUAUGGUGGCCUGCCUCCCACUCACAAUGAGGCAGGUUCCCAAUCGCAUGGUAUUCAUGGGACAGCACUCAUUGGAGGCCUGCCAAUGCCCUACCCCAAUCUUGCCCCAGAGGUGGACUUGACUCCCGUUGUGCCAUCGACAGUUAGCAUGAACCCUGCUCCUAACCCAGCCGUCUUUAAUCCUGAAGCUGUGAAUGAACCGAAGAAGAAGAAAUAUGCAAAGGAGGCCUGGCCAGGCAAGAAGCCCACCCCUUCUCUACUGAUCUGAGAUGGGCUUUGUUUGGGGGUGGGAGCGAUGAACUUGAGAAACUGUUCCUGUGCAGUAUCGUCUUUUAAAGUUUGUGUCCUAACCACAUGUAAUAUCAAGAUUGGAAGAGUGAAAUGUCCCUCAAAGAUCUGUCUUCAAAACAUUUUUGUAUGUCUGUAAAAAACACAUCUCCCACCUCCUUUUGAAUCCAAAGGCCAGCAGCCUUUUCCCUUAGCCAUUAUUCUCCAUAAGUUAAAGGGACACUGUCAAGUGAUUCAACCCCCAAAUUUAUGGCCUGAUCCUGCAAACACAUCAACUAGGUGUAGUGCUUACUACUAUGAGUAACCUUGCUCCAGCUAGACUGCUCAGGGCAGUAUGCCCUGCCUUAGGAGUAAGUGUGCUGGCGCAGGCCUAAAUUCAGUACUAAAUCAGGCUUUUGUGUGUAACUUUAAAACCUUACAAAAUGUAAUAUAAAUGGAAUGGCUUUUAUUGUUUUACUGUUACAAAAUCACAUAAAGGCUUUUAGUUUGGCUGUAAACAUUCCCUUGUACUUGCAACCUAAAACACUGCAGCAUCUGGGUAGCUCUUGAGAAGCUGGAGGUGAAAUGGACAAGAAAUAAAAGUGAAACUGACUAGUCGAUUUCUAUUCAUCACCCUCUGUUAAACACAAAAGCCAAACAGCAAAGAAAUGGUUAGUGUGAAUUCUUUUUUUAAAAAACCCUCUGCUCUGAUAUUUGAGGUGUUAUAAAGGAUACUUGGAUUUUUUUAAAUAUGGUUUUUAAUCUUUCAGCUGAAAUGAAAUAUCUUUUACUGAAGAAAAAACAAACACACACACACCCCACCUUAAGAUUUGUGAGCAUACAAGGUGUCAGGUCUGUGAUUAGGAGCAGUUAGCCAUUCAGCAGCCAUGGGUUGGUCACAUGCAAACUACAUGGGUUUUAAUGAUUAAAGAAUAAAACUGUAUGCAGUCUUCUGUACGUUGUCCUUUUUCUCCUGCUAACAGCAGAGGGCAGGGGUUAAAGACAAGCAGCAGAUUCCUGAAAUGAUGAUGGUUUCUCAGUGGAAUGUAAAAUUCUGCCUCAUCUAAACAGAAGCAGUUUUCCAAGCUUGGGUACACAACAUUCUGGUUUGACCUCUGUUUUCUUUCAGUUGAACAAAAUGAGAAAUUUGACUGGGAAGACGCCUGCAAAACCUCAUCUUUAAUUUCUAAAACUGAAAUUUUAAGUUCAUUCAAUAUUUUGCUUCAGAGAAAGCAGCUCUACUUUGCCCUAGGCUUAUUCAGGAGCCUUUAAAUUGUGGGAUAAAACAGUUCAUCUAAUUAGUCACCAUAUUAUUUUUGGGAAUUCCUCCAGAAUAUGUGCACUAACAUUUGACGUAACAUCCCUGGCCGGUCAUUAGUAGUGCAUUGUGAGGAAUUACCUGGCAAACUAGUGUGGCCAAAACUAAUGUUGUCAUCGGAGUUAUGGUGCCCUUUAAUGUAUCAGAUCUGGCCAUACACCCUUGAACUGCUUUGGACAGAUGUUCCAAAAUCAAUUUUUGCUUCUGUAGAAUGACAAAUUCUAUCAUGUUUGUGGUAUAAAAAUGAGCUAGUAACUAUCCUAGCCAGGAUUGGUUGAAGUCUCUUAUGGCCUGGCUGGUUCCCUCCCCCUCUCCACCAUAUCUGGCUCGAACUACUAGAUGCUGGAGCUUUUUCUGGUGACAUUUCUCCAUGGUAUGAUGGUGUGUUACAAUGUUUUAGGUUGUCAUGCUAAAUGGCUUGUGUUCCUCCUUAGUUGUUCCUAUUCCAAAUCCUCCAAAAUCCACUUACAGACUUCUCCCUAGAUUUUUAGUUCUACUUCUUCCCAGGCUGUAGGAUUUUUCUCUUUCCUGCCAGUCUGUGUUAUGAAGGCAACUCUUUAGGAUGUGACCAGUUGGGGCAAGUAAAAGUUGAACAGACUUUAUUUUACAAGUGACUCUUUGCAAGAUCUCCCUGGGGAAGGGGAACUUUCCUGCUUGUUGUUUUGAAGCUCUUCUCCUCGUUGGGUUUGUACAAGCUCUCGUUAUUUCAGAGCUCGGUGGCUAUUAUAGGCCAGGAAGGAGGGGAUGGCAUGAAACCCAUGGGCUUUGUACAGAAGUUUGUACAUUUGUGUAAUAGGCCUUUUCACACUUUCUGUUUAGCUUUUUACCUGUAACCUUUACUACAUUGUAAAUUAAAUGCAAAUUUUGCCA
Molecule: messenger RNA, 3362 nt
Organism: Dermochelys coriacea (leatherback sea turtle)
Lineage: Eukaryota; Metazoa; Chordata; Testudines; Dermochelyidae
Gene: PPP1R8
Product: protein phosphatase 1 regulatory subunit 8
Exons: 7
Coding region: 120-1175 (351 amino acids)
Cellular component (GO): nuclear speck
Molecular function (GO): protein binding; protein serine/threonine phosphatase inhibitor activity; mRNA binding
Source: RefSeq, a predicted model, not a curated record